Peromyscus leucopus (white-footed mouse) is the source of this 1073-nucleotide messenger RNA. RefSeq names its product keratin-associated protein 10-4-like. Bases 120 to 815 code for a protein of 231 amino acids. Gene Ontology annotation, cellular component: keratin filament. The transcript has a single exon. The record is from RefSeq and is a predicted model, not a curated record. Lineage: Eukaryota; Metazoa; Chordata; Mammalia; Rodentia; Cricetidae.
UGGGCUGCGCCAGUAGUAGCAGCCAGGGAGGAGUAUAUAAAGCCAAUGUAUCCUACCCCUGACACACACACUCACAUAUUCACUCAACACUCAUUCACCUUCCCCCCAACAACCUUGCCAUGGCCGCCUCUACCAUGUCUGUCUGCUCUGAUGCCUGCACCAACUCCUCCUGGCAGGUGGAUGACUGCCCAGAGAACUGCUGUGAGCCUACCUGCUGUGCUCCCAGCUGCUGCCAGUCCAGCUGCUGCCAGCCCAGCUGCUGUGUGCCCAGCUGCUGCCAGCCCAGCUGCUGCCAGUCCAGCUGCUGUGUGCCCAGUUGCUGCCAGUCCAGCUGCUGUGCCCCAUCCUCCUGCCUGACCCUCAUCUGCACCCCAGUGAGCUGUGUGUCCAGCCCCUGCUGCCAAUCUGUCUGCUGCUCACCCUCAUGCUGCCAACAGUCUAGCUGCCAGCCAGCUUGCUGCACCUGCUCUCCCUGUUGUGUGACCCUUUGCUGCAAGCCUGUCUGCUGCACACCCAUCUGCUCUGGAUCCUCCUCAUGCUGCCAGCAGUCUAGCUGCCAGCCCUCAUGCUGUCAAUCUUCCUGCUGUGUGCCUGUCUGCUGCAAGCCUGUCUGCUGCAAGCCCUGCUCCAGCGUGUCCCUGCUCUGCCGCCCUGUGUGCAGACCUGCCUGCUGUGUGCCUACCUCCUCCUGCUGUGCCUCCUCCUGCCAGCCCAGCUGCUGCAAGCCCUGCUCCAGCAUUUCCCUGCUCUGCCGCCCUGCCUGCUCCCGCCCUGCCUGCUGUGGCCUCUCCUCGGGCCAGAAGUCCAGCUGCUGAUGGGCCUGUUCCUGGUGCCAGCUGGCUCAGGUCCCUCCCUGUGGCCCCUCUCAGCUCUCUCAGUCUGAUUCUGAUCUGGAAUAGACAGUCCUCCAGGAUGGAUCCCCAAUCUGGUAUUUUUGCGACUUGAUCUCUUCUCCUCCUUCCCAGGAGGCCUGCUGAUCCUCUGGGUCACUGUCCUUCCCCCUGUCCCUCUGCUCUGGGUACCUGCCCCUGACAUCAGCUUGUCAGAGAUCAUGACUUCAAUAAACUUUUAAC